This is a messenger RNA of Penicillium atrosanguineum, 270 nucleotides long. RefSeq lists its product as uncharacterized. Lineage: Eukaryota; Fungi; Ascomycota; Eurotiomycetes; Eurotiales; Aspergillaceae. Bases 1 to 270 code for a protein of 89 amino acids. The transcript has a single exon. The record is from RefSeq and is a predicted model, not a curated record.
AUGCCCAUCGGCAACGGCUCCGACGACCAAGGCGCAACAGGCGCUGCCAAAUGGGUCACAUCCACACUCGGAAACACUGUGGGUGGCGUCACACGCACUGUGGGCGGUGUGACAGGCGCUGGGACCCGCGGUAUCGGCGAAACUAUCAACAGCGCGACGGGCAGUGCGGGAAAGCCUCUCGGUGAUGCAUUGAGUUCUGGGGGUAACGGGCUUGAGGAUGGAGCGAGGAGUGUUGCGAAGGGUGUUGAGAAUGCUGGGCAGUGGAAAUAA